AUAUCGUCGUCGUCUUCGUCUUCGUCGGAAGGUUUACGAGCAGAGGAAAAAAAAAUCAAUCGCAGAUCUGUUUCCAAUCUACAUUUCCAAAUUCCAAACAACACAUCAUGACGAUCCCCUUAGCUAAGCUUCUGAUCUCCGCCAUGGCGGUUUUCACGCUCUUCUCCGCUUCGUUCGCGACAUCGGAAAUGCCGUUCAUGGUGGUCCACAAGAAAGCUACUCUCAACAGGCUCAAAUCUGGCGCCGAGCGUGUCCUCGUCUCCUUCGACAUCUACAAUCAAGGAUCUGCGACGGCGUAUGAUGUGACUCUGACUGAUAAAACCUGGAUUAAGAAAACUUUUGAACUUGUUAAUGGAAACAAGUCACGAACAUGGGAGAGACUUGAUGCAGGAGGCAUCCUGUCUCAUUCUUUCGAAUUAGAGGCUAAGGUUAAAGGACCCUUCUAUGGCGCUCCUGCUCUGGUUACUUUCCGUAUCCCCACUAAGGCUGUUCUACAGGAAGCCUACUCAAAUCCAAUACUACCUCUAAACAUCCUCGCUGACAUACCUCCAACAGACCUAUUGGCCCUGGUAAUGUUUGAUUUCUUCAAAGGACUGUUUCUUUUCUUUCUCCUUUCUCAUUAUUGACUUUCAUUGUUGUCUUGUGUUUGUGUAUUGGAUGCGGCUACUAUAAAUCUUCAGGCCAAGAGGGUGCUUGCAAAAUAUGGAUCGCUUGUUUCAGUGAUCUCCAUGGUGGUUUUGUUCGUAUACUUGAUAGCAACACCUUCAAAGCCCAAUGCGGCAAAAGCGGGCAGCAAGAAGAAACGCUAAGUUCGUUGAAUGAAGUUGAGAAAGGUUGUUGUUUCUGUGCUUUAGUUGUGUGUUAGCAGAUUAAAACACAGUUUCAAGACUUGUAAGAAUCGUAGAACACACUUUACUGAUCGCGUUGCAGAGUACUUUUUUUAUAAGUUAUUUUGUUCUUCGUAAUAACAUCGUUUUGAGAGCAUAGUUAUGAAGGUCUAUUUUACUUUGA
Raphanus sativus (radish) is the source of this 1011-nucleotide messenger RNA. RefSeq lists its product as uncharacterized. Gene Ontology annotation, cellular component: endoplasmic reticulum. The transcript has 5 exons. Lineage: Eukaryota; Viridiplantae; Streptophyta; Magnoliopsida; Brassicales; Brassicaceae. The coding region runs from base 108 to 626 and encodes 172 amino acids. The record is from RefSeq and is a predicted model, not a curated record.